This is a messenger RNA of Hirsutella rhossiliensis, 2523 nucleotides long. Its product is annotated as PIF1 protein. The record is from RefSeq and is a predicted model, not a curated record. The transcript is spliced from 11 exons. Lineage: Eukaryota; Fungi; Ascomycota; Sordariomycetes; Hypocreales; Ophiocordycipitaceae. Bases 1 to 2523 code for a protein of 840 amino acids.
AUGUUCCCCGAUGAGCUCAAGGGACUGACGCCGGUCGAAGAGAAGCUCAUCUCGCUGAACUCAUGUUACGGGCAUGUCAGGGGCCACAUCACAGUGUUUCCGAACAAUGUGCAGGAGCUGGCCACCAAAGUGCUCCCGCACCCCUUUGCAAGCACUGUACGAGAUCCACAUCUCGUGGCAGGGCGCGGAGAAGCCGGCACCGAGCGACCUGUCGAGUCUCUUGUCGGUGAGGCGGCGGGUGGUCGAGAGGGCCCUUGUCUGGCUGAAGCGGAACAACCCCACUACGCCGAGAUCGAGAUCGACGCGGCGGAGAUGGAGAGCUGGGAGACUCGAUACACGGGGUACCGUCCGCGGACGGCGCACGUUGUGCCGCCCACGGAACGCGCCGUGGACGAGGAGGGGCCGGUGGAGAUCGAGGAGCUCUUCGCCCUGCUCAACCAAGGACAAGAAGCCGGCGGCCAGGGUGAAGGUCACGGGCCCAACGGAGAAGGCGCGGUUCGCGAUGGAAGUGACGCCUGCCCCGACCAGAACGUUCCAGCGAUCAACGAGGUGACGUCUUCUGGCAUGUUCGCGCUCGACGGACCGCCAGACGUCGCGGACGUGGAGAAGCUGCAGUUUGCCUGUGACGCUGUUGGUGAAGGUGCCGACGACGGCCGUGCGGGCCCGAGAGCGUGGGUCGGGUCCCUAGCCGGGGGGGUUCGGGGGCGUGGCGACGGUGGUUGUGAGCCAUACAUCCGGGUUUCGCGGGGUGAGUUUACCGAUUCCUUUGAGGCGUCCUUCUUUGCCAGGACGUUCCCGACCCUGUUCCCAUUUGGCGUUGGGGACCAAGAAAGGCUAGCGGCGGCGAGGGUCGAGUUGGAGAGCUCGGGUAAGACGACCGAUGGUGACGUGAAGGAGCUUCUCAGGAGCCUCUCGCUUUACGGCCACCGGCAGCCCAUGUCGGGAGGGGUCCGUCUCAAUAUGCGGCGGAAAAUCCAGUCGCUCAUCGUCGGAUAUGGCGUGCCGGCCAUCUGGUUCACCAUCAACCCGAACGACAUUACGAACCCGGUGAAGCUGCGACUGGCGGCAUACCGCACACGCGAUCCCGACGCGGCCGAGGAGUUCUUAGAAGGCCUUGGGGAUGCGUAUAAGCGGGCACGGCUGGCGAUAUCGGAUCCCAUGAGCUCGGCCGUGUUCUUCCACCGCGAGAUGAAGCUGUUCUUCGAUCAUUACGUGAAGGUCGGUGAAGAGUCGGUAUUCGGGCGCAUCGGCAAGUACUAUGGCGCCGUGGAGACGAACGAACGAGGGGCGCUUCAUGUUCACGGCUUGCUCUGGCUGCACGGGAACGCGCAUCUCAGCUCGAUGCUUGCCGACAUCCACGGGGAGGAUCAGGCGGCGUAUCGCGAGCGAAUCGUCCGAUACAUCGAUAGCGUCUUCUCAGAGGAUCUGGACCAGGAAAGUUUUUGCGCCGUGCAAGCGGAGCGAUCUGUGACGGGCGGUAUUGGUUCCCUGCUGGACAACGCCGCGCAGUUCUCGGCCGCGUUUAUCGAGGAGGCCAACUUCUGUGCCGGCGCGACGCAGGAGGGCGGAAAGGGAGCUCUGCCGGUUCAAGGCGCCAUGGAGAUCCGGAGGACACACAGCAUGGUCAAUCGAUGGAACGAGGCUAUUGCUGUCGGGCUCCGGCACAACCAUGAUAUUUCCUUCAUUGCGACGCAGCGCAAGACAAUGGCCCUCAUCUAUUAUGUCACGAACUACGCGACCAAGGUGGAGGACCCGGUGUGGAAGCGUGUGGCGGCCGCGGCCGAGCUCCUGGCCGCCUCAACAGGGAACAGGACGCGACAGUUCCUGAUGAGAGUGGCGAACCGCGUGUUCACGGAGCGUCCGCUAUCACAGGUCGAGGUCGUCGCUCACCUUCUCGGAUAUCCGGCCGAGUUCACCGACAGCAGCGCGUGGGCGUACCUGAACUGUUCUCUGCUGUACUGGGAAGUCUUUCGGCGAUGGCGGCAUCUCCGAGAAGCCAGUGGCGCUGCGGCUACGGAUGACACCUUGGAUGAGUCGGUGCUCAGGCGGCCGGGCAAGCACGCUACCGUCUGCCUCGACGGCUACCUGAGCAAGGACUUCACCUACGAUGACGAGUCGUGCUACCGGAGGGCAGCCGUGCAGCAUCUUGCGCUGUUCGUGCCGUGGAGUCCUUCCUGGGCGAAGGAACAGCUGCUUCGACGAUCCGCCGAAGACGCAAAACGCGACGCCAAGCAAUGGGCAGCCUCGUCCGGCGAUGGCGACCCGACGGUCGCACACGUCGAGGAGGGUGGAGCAGGCGAGGCGGGCGCGGAGUCUGCAGCGACAUAUCAGCCCAACAGCAUCGGAGACGCAACGCGGCUCAUCGACGUCGUCCGAGGUGCAGUGGGAGCGAAUCAGGUGACGGCCAAGUCGCCGGAGCUCAUGGCAAUGAUACAGCAGCUCUGUCGGUUUCAGCAAUCGGCGCUGCGCUCGACGGCCGAGCUCGAGGCCACGGCGCUGAUCGAACGAGGGGAGAGGGGUUAA